This is a messenger RNA of Suillus subalutaceus, 680 nucleotides long. RefSeq lists its product as uncharacterized. Lineage: Eukaryota; Fungi; Basidiomycota; Agaricomycetes; Boletales; Suillaceae. Bases 60 to 428 code for a protein of 122 amino acids. The record is from RefSeq and is a predicted model, not a curated record. The transcript is spliced from 3 exons.
UGGCCGUCGUGUCUCGCAUGCGCCGUCGUUGACCGUGCAAGGGAGCGAGCAGGGGUGGCAUGAAGUGGUAUUUGCUCUUCCUGCAUGAACAGGUACUGCUGGGAUGUGCGUUCUUCGCAGACCCUUCCCAGCCAACACUUUCGAUCCUGCAUGCGAUAUACGUCUUACAAACUCUGCUGGGUGAUGGGGUAGUGAUCUAUCGCUGCUACGUUGUGUGGCAAUCAAUCUUGGUCAUUAUCCUACCCAGCAUGUUGUGGUGCAGCGUUGCAGUGACCGGUAGUGGUGUGAUCUACAGCUAUUCGCAAGUCACAAAUGGCUCCGGAGACUUCUUCGCCAACGUGUUUGGCCAGCCUACACAAUGGGUUACGGCAUUCUUCGCUUCGACCAUGGCAACGAAUCUGUUGAGUUCAGGUGAGCACACGAAAUGAGGACUCCCAAAACUUCCCCUGCGCAGUUACUGCAUGGAAAGAUUAUGUUGGCGGAUAUCGCUGUGAAUCAUGGUAUCGGCCCAUCACGAGAUCUAUAGUAACGUUGAAACCUGGUGUGUGAGAAGGGAAUGGUUUUAUUUUAAUAUACUGGGUAUCAUGAUGGUCAUGGUCACAGGACCAGGUCACUAGUAUAUGCUAGGAAGUUCGUUUCAUUGGCUGAGCCUUUUUGUACUACAUAGUAGACAGUAUUUA